This is a messenger RNA of Microtus ochrogaster (prairie vole), 3952 nucleotides long. It is a transcript of the gene Scyl3, whose product is annotated as SCY1 like pseudokinase 3. Lineage: Eukaryota; Metazoa; Chordata; Mammalia; Rodentia; Cricetidae. Gene Ontology annotation, biological process: protein phosphorylation. Gene Ontology annotation, molecular function: ATP binding; protein kinase activity. The record is from RefSeq and is a predicted model, not a curated record.
GGCCCUGGUGGUGCAGUCUGAGCCCGGUGCUCGGGAGACUGUGGGUGGAGGGGCCUAGGCCUGCGCGUCGGAGCCAGCCGCCAGCCUUCUCCCGCCGCCCGCAGACCUGCUUGAUCUGGGGAGGAACUGCCCCACUGCAGAAGGGAUGGGAUCAGAGAACAGCGCUUUAAAGAGCUAUACACUGAAAGAGUCGCCGUUCACCUUGCCCUCUGGACUUGCUGUUUAUCCCGCCACACUGCAAGAUGGGAAAUGUGCGUCCGUGUUUGUAUAUAAGAGAGAAAAUGAAGACAAGGUUAACAAAGCCGCCAAGCACUUAAAGACCCUUCGUCACCCUUGCUUGCUAAGAUUUUUAUCUUGUACUGUGGAAGCAGAUGGCAUUCAUCUCGUCACUGAGAGAGUGCAGCCUCUGGAAGUGGCUUUGGAAACCCUGUCUCCUGCAGAAGUCUGUGCUGGAAUCUAUGACGUAUUGCUGGCUCUUAUCUUCCUUCAUGACAGAGGACAUCUGACACACAACAAUGUCUGCUUGUCUUCUAUUUUUGUGAGUGAAGACGGGCACUGGAAACUCGGAGGCAUGGAGACUGUGUGCAGAGUUCCUGAGGCCACAGCAGAGUUUCUCAGGAGUAUCCAGUCAGUAAGAGACCCAGCGUCUAUUCCUCCUGAGGAGAUGUCUCCAGAAUUUGCAGCCCUUCCCGAGUCCCAUGGCCAUGCCCGAGAUGCCUAUUCCUUCGGAACUCUGGUGGACAGCUUGCUCCCCAUCUUGAAUGAGCAGGUUUCAGCGGGUGUUCUCUGCAGCUUCCUACAGACCUUGCACUCAACUCUGCUGAAUCCCACGCCGACCUGUCGACCAGCGCUCAGCACCCUACUGUCCCAUGACUUCUUCAGGAAUGAUUUUCUAGAAGUUGUGAAUUUCUUGAGAAGUUUGACAUUAAAAAGUGAAGAUGAAAAAACUGAAUUUUUCAAAUUUCUGCUGGACAGAGUGAGCUGCUUGUCAGAAGAAUUAAUAGCUUCAAGAUUGGUGCCUCUUCUGCUUAACCAGUUGGUGUUUGCUGAGCCAGUGGCUGUUAAGAGUUUUCUUCCGUAUCUCCUUGGCCCUAAGAAAGAGAACGCACCAGGAGAGACUCCGUGCUUGCUCUCACCAGCACUCUUCCAGUCACGGGUGGUCCCUGUGCUGCUCCAGUUGUUCGAGGUCCACGAGGAGCAUGUGCGGAUGGUAUUACUGUCCCACAUCGAAGCCUACGUGGAGCACUUCACGCAGGAACAGCUGAAGAAAGUCAUCUUGCCACAGGUACUACUGGGCCUUCGUGACACCAGCCAUUCCAUUGUGGCAGUUACUCUUCGUAGCCUGGCGGUGCUGGUAUCUCUACUUGGACCAGAAGUGGUUGUGGGUGGAGAAAGAACCAAGAUCUUUAAGCGUACUGCUCCAAGUUUUACCAAAACUAGUGACCUUUCCCCUGAAGGUUCUCCCAUGCAUGUUGUCCACAGCCAGCAGAGUAGGCUCUCACACAUCUCAGAGAACCCCUCCUCUAACUCAUUCCCUAAAUGGCUCUUUUCUGGCAACACGCCCAUCAACAGCAAGAAGCACAUACAGGAAGAGUGUUACAAUACUCUUCUACAGCCAGGUGAUCAGUUUUCUCACUCUAUUAAAUUCCCUAUGAAUGGAAUCUCAGAUGUGAAAAUCAAUUCAGAGGACAAUGGAAACCUCCCAGCAGGUUCUAGUAAGCCUGAGGAGUGGCCUGACUGGAGUGAGCCUGAGGAGUCCGAGCACCAAACUGCCAGUGUUGAGAUGCGGCCCCACGAGCCUUGUGCGGAGUCCCAGCACAGGAAUCUGAAGGCAGAGGAGUGCUGGGAUGACAGUGAGUCUAGCUCUGGUACCCAAGUAGACACAGUGGCUGCCGCCUCUGCUGCCAUGCCUGUUACCUCUGGAGAGCAGAAACCCACUGCAGCACGGCUUCCUCCCACUCGGCACUCUGCUCCUUUGAAAUGCAGCCCUUCCUCAAAGACCAGCCACACACAGCACGGGGACGUUAGACCACCAGAAGUGUCCCAGGAAAGACCCCUUAAAGUUCGGUCACAACUUGGUUUAGGAGAAGAGUUCACCAUACAAGUAAAAAAGAAGCCAGUACAAGAUCCUGAGUUGGACUGGUUUGCAGAUAUGAUCCCAGAUAUUAAACCUUCAGGUACUUUCCUUAUUUUGCCUGAACUGAGGACAGAAGUGAUGGUCCCUGACAAGGACGACGUCUCCACAGUGAUGCAGUUUUCCUCAAAAUUUGCUGCAACAGAACUGACUGAGGGAGAGGCAGAAGGCUGGGAAGAAGAGCUGGCCUGGGAAGAUAACAGCUGGUGACAAUGAGGGAGAGCUUCAACUUCAGGAAGAAUUCUCAAAGAAGUAAUACCUCAAAGCAAGCUGCAUGGAUGUUAAACCCCAAAGCAGCCUGAGUUCCCCAAACCAGAAGCUCUUUUUGCAGUCUGUGCCAACUAACUCAAGAAUGAGACCAAGUUCGAGUUGCUGACUAAGCCGUGAGUGGCAGAAGGCUCUCAGUUCCAGAUUCUAGGAAGAGCCUGUGUGCACUUGAUCGAGGCCAGUUCCAUGAAAAGUAAGUAGCUAAAGUGCUUUUCCCAGGAAAGUUCUGGAAAUAAAAUAAAAAAAUUCAAGCCGGUAAGCUUAAUUUUGUGCCAUUCCUUUAAAAGAGUAAGCUCUACUAUGAAAUAAUGACUUACUGAAAAAAAAGUCUAGCUGUAAAUUCUAACUUCAAACUGCUAAGGUUCCUUAGCAGCUUAUUUAUUUGUUUACAGUUUAUCAUCUGAGUAAAAGAAAGGUCCCUCCUUUGGACCUACCUGGGCAGUUACUGUUUCACGUGUAUUACACUGUACCAAAGUUCUCAAUGAGAAACAUCCCCCAUCUUGUUCUGUGUCAAAUAAAGACUAUUUUCACAUUUAUAAAAGCUUUUAUAUGUGCAAUGAAAAUGUACAAACAUAAUUUACAUUCAUAAUUUCAUUUAUAAUACAUCUAGGCAAGGCGUUGACGAAGAAUCAAUCAGAGUCCAUUCAUAUGUUACCCUGAGGUAUACAGCAUUUUAGCUUCUCAAUCUUUUCUUUUAGUGCCUCCAGUUCCACUGGCAGCCAGGUUGGAGCAGGGGCCUGUUGGAGUAACCACUCAGUUGUGUCCAAAGCCCCUAUUGCUGCUUGAAAUGCUGACCUAUACUCUUCUUCAAAGGGGAACUCAUGCCGGGCUCUUUUUUUUGUACAAGGCUGAGAAAUAAGGAAAGCAUAAAGAAAGUAAUGCCGUAAUGCUCAUUCUGAAAACAAUUUAAGAGAAAUUUGAGAGAAACUGCAGUCAUGGGAUCCCAAAGCGCCCCCUCCCCAUCUCUAAUCAUAUUUCAUCCUAAUCAUAUGUGGCAGCCAAGGAGAACCCUCCUAUGCUAGGGUCCCCCACUGACAAAUGCUGUCUUGUCCAACAACUAUCACUAAGUAUUCUUUUAAAACACCAUUAAGAGAAAUAAAAUGUGAUUUCCCAAAUACUAAGUUUGUAAAUGAUGAGAACCACAGGCUCAAAACAUCUUGCACAGGGGGGGGAAGAGGGACUGAGACCCAGACAUAUUUAAUAAUCAGUUUUCCAAAGGGGUGUCACAGUUUAAACUCACAGGGCUUAUGUAACUGGUUUAUAUUGAACUUUAUGUACUUCAGGCUUACAGCUACAUCUUAAAAGAAAAAACAAAAAUUACUAUUGCCUAAAAUCCCAAACUAUAAUUGUACUUAGGUUAAAAACACAAUUUUGAAUGUACGUAGUAGUGUCCAAUUUCUUCCAAUUAAUAGGUACAUGUGAUAAUUAGAGAAAAGUGAUUGAGGCUGGCUGGAUGAGGAGACAAGAGAUGAAUUAAACAUGUUGAUUGGUAUCUAUGGGUCAGAAAAUAAAUUUAUGUCAUCAUUGAUACAAUAUGUAACUUCUAAUAAU